GCUGAAAUGAAUUGCUUUUUUUUUUAGGUCUUCAAAGAAAACAUCUGCUAAAAAGGACAAGGUCAAAGAGCAGGUGAAUUCUGUGGAUGACCUCGAUGACUUAACUCUGUCACCGGAAACAGCUCCCGAGGACCGCGAGUCGCUUUACCCUAAUUAUAAGAAUACCCUGAGGCUAAUCGAACAACUUGGCCUGGAGAGUAAAGAUUCUGAUCGGUUAUUGAACAUUCAGGAUCCAGUUGAUUCAGUCAGAUCAAUAGAACUUAAAGAAUCUGACUGUGCAGUACUUAGAGGAAAACUUAAAGAAAUGGAAAAUAAGGUGAACUGGCUACACACAGAGCUGCUGAAAACAAGAGAAGCUAAAUCACAGUUAAAACUUCAAAAUGUGGAGUGGGAACGAGAGCUCUGCCGCAUGAGAUGUACAUUAGAACAAGAAAACAAGAAGAAGAAAAAUGCUUAUACAUUAUAUGAAAAAUGUAAGGAUGAUUUAAAAAGAAAAGAGAAACAAUACAAUGAGCAAGUUGACCUGAAACAACAACUUGAAAGCACUGCCCGAGCACUAGAAUGCAAACUGAAGAGCAUAAGGAAUAAACCAAAUCAGGUUUUAGAAGAGCGAAAUGACGCUCAGAGAGAACUUUCCCAAGAGCAGAAUGCCCAAGUAAUACAAGAUGAAGUCCUGGCCCAUCGUCUUUCCCAACAAAAGGAGGCAGAAAAGGCUAAUGAGAAAAUGAAUGCUGAGGACACAAUGGAUUUUGAGCUGUCUGACCCAAAAGAUAGCAGCGAGGUGCUUCCUCAGCAACUUCCUGAAGCUGAGCGUCAAUUCCGUGGCCCAGAAAUUGAGCUCCAUCCCAGGAGAGAUGCUCUUAGACCAACAACGUUGGUAUUAGAAUGUGUGCACAGAGACCGAGGCCAAGCCCAGUGUUCAAACAAGGAAACUGAACCCUUGUCUCAGAGCAAACAAGGGGACGUCAUCAAAUACAUUGCAAAGCAGGCAUUCUUGAAGGAGACAAUAUGUAAACUACAAAGUGAAAACACGUUGCUUCGACAGCAACUAGAGGUUGCUCGAAAUGAAGCCAGAAGUGAAAAGACAGUACUUAAUACUCCAGAGCCAUUUCUGGAUCACAUGGGAAAACUUGAAGCCAUGAGCAGACGAGUUCUGAUGCUGGAGGAAGGAAACAAGGAGUUAAUUAAAGAAUGCAGAUGUUUAAAGGACAGACUGUGUCAGUAUGAAACGGACAGAGCAGAAAUGGAAGUAAGUACCCAGAAAGGGAACUAAUUUUCAGACUUCCUC
This is a messenger RNA of Vicugna pacos (alpaca), 1288 nucleotides long. Lineage: Eukaryota; Metazoa; Chordata; Mammalia; Artiodactyla; Camelidae. The record is from RefSeq and is a predicted model, not a curated record.